This is a messenger RNA of Aspergillus puulaauensis, 1164 nucleotides long. Its product is annotated as ribokinase. Gene Ontology annotation, molecular function: ribokinase activity. Gene Ontology annotation, biological process: D-ribose metabolic process. Lineage: Eukaryota; Fungi; Ascomycota; Eurotiomycetes; Eurotiales; Aspergillaceae. The transcript has a single exon. The record is from RefSeq and is a predicted model, not a curated record. The coding region runs from base 1 to 1164 and encodes 387 amino acids.
AUGCCACCCACAAUUCGCGUCAUCGGCUCCCUAAACGCCGAUAUGGUCUCAGUAACCCCCCGCUUCCCGGAUGCCGGCGAAACGAUCACCUCCUCCGCAUACUUCACCAGCGCAGGUGGAAAAGGCGCAAACCAAGCCGUUGCAUGCGGGCGUCUCUCCCGUUCCCAGCCUCAGCCUCAAUCGCAAUCGCAAUCGUCUACAAGCAUAACCCCCAGUGACGUCAAAGUCGAAAUGGUCGGUGCCGUCGGCGGACUCGACGGACACUUCGACGCCCUCCUAAACCCGACAUUAUCGAGGUCUGGUGUCGACACAGCGCGCGUGAAGGUCGUUGGAGAUGCGUAUACGGGUGUCGCCGUUAUAAUCGUGGACUCGUCGGCCGGGGGCGAGAACCGGAUUCUGUUUUCGCCGGGGGCGAAUUAUACAGGAAUGCAGGGUACACCGGAGGUGCUGGGUAUGGGGCUUGCGGCGCCUGUGCCUGAUGUCAUUGUCAUGCAGGGUGAGAUCCCUACGGAGACUACGGUGGGGAUUUUGAGGGCCGUGGGCAAUUUUAAGGAGCAGCAAAGGCGGGAUGGGAAGAAGGGGAUCGAGGCUGGCCCUGAGGUGAUUUUCAACCCUGCGCCUGCGCCGCCGGGGGGACUUCCGGAGGAUGUGUAUAAGGGGGUUGAUCAUUUUAUCAUGAAUGAGACGGAGGCGGAGCUGAUGACGCCUGCGGAGGAUGUGUUACUACGUGUUCCUGGGAUAGAGGCCUCGCAGGACGGGAAGGAGAAAGUUGCGAGGUAUUUCCACAGUCUUGGGGUGACCUAUGUGCUUGUGACACUGGGUGCGAAGGGGGUUUGGUAUAGUGCCGCGGAUGCGGGGAGUGCGGGAGAUCUUGCUGGGGGAGGAAUGGUUACGAAUGAGGUUCCUGCGGCGAAGGUGAGUAGGGUGCUUGAUACGACGGCGGCGGGAGAUACGUUUGUGGGGGCCUAUGCGGUUAAGGUUGCGCGGUGGCGCGAGAAACGGCGCGCGGAGGGGAAGGCUGGGGAGGACUUGACGGCGGAGGAGAAGGGGGUGCGGUAUGGGAAGGUUAUGGACGAGGCAAUGGAAGUUGCUACAAGGGCUUCGGCGCGGUGUGUGGAAAGACAGGGUGCUAUGGACAGUAUUCCUUGGGAGGAUGAGAUCUGA